AUGCUGCCACCACUAAAGCAGUUGAGAGUGGGACUAGGAGACAAGAAGAGGCGCAAGCGGGUCCGCAUUGGGGAAGAAGAGUCUCAAUCGGGUGAGGACGACCCAGGGCGUGAUUCUGGCGAUGGAGGAGAAACCACCGCGCGUGACUCUUCAACCUGCCAUGAUGAGACAACCGGGCUGGGAGCUUCAACUGACGAAGCUCAUGGUUUGGAAAACGAUGACGAGGGACCGGACGGCCCAAGCGACGCUGAGGACGAAGAUGCUCGCGACGUGGAGGAUGAUGAGGAGGCUAACAACGAGGAUGAUGACGAGGAAGAUGCUGACGAGGAUGCUAACGAUGAGCAUGGGGAGGAGGUUGAUGAUGAGGAACAGGAGGAGGAUGAACAGGAGGAUGAACAGGAGGAGGAACAGGAGGAUGAACAGGAGGAGGAAGAUGAGGAGGAACAGGAGGAGGAACAGGAGGAACAUGAGGAGGAAGAUGAGGAGCAGGAGGAGGAACAGGAGGCGGAACAGGAGGAGGGACAUGAGGAGGAACAUGAGGAGGAACAUGAGGAGGAACAUGAGGAACGGGAGGAGGAACAGGAGGAGGAACAGGAGAACCAGGGGGAACGGGAUGAGGAACAGCAGGAGAGAGGCGAGCAUGAGACUGAGGCAGAACAUGAGGGAGGGGGGAUGGGCGGAGUCAAGGCAGAGGGGAUUGGAGGAGUGAAGGCAGAGGUGAUGGGCGGAGUUAAGGCGGACGGGGUGGGCAGAUGCAAGGCUGGGCGAAUGAGCGGAGGCAAGGCAGAGGGAAUGGGCGGAGGCAAGGGCGGGGAAAUGAGCGGAGGCAGGGCAGGGGGGAUGAGCGCAAGCCAGGCAGGGGGGAUGGGAGGUAGCAAGACAGGGAGAACGGGCGGGAACAAGGCAGGGGGGGUGGGAGGUGGCUAUGUUGGGGGAAUGGGCGGAGAUAAGGCAGGGGGAAGGGGCGGGGACAAGGGAUGGGGAACGGGAGGUCCUCAGGCAAAGGGACCGGGAGGAGGCAAUGCAGGGGGAACCGGAGGAGCCAAAGGAGGGGGGGCGGGAGGAGGCAAGGCAGGGGGAACGGGAGGAGGCAAGGCAGGAGGGACCCGAGGAGGCAAGGCAGGAGGGGCGGGAGGCGGCAAGGCAGGAGGGACGGGAGGAGGCAAGGCAAGAGGUACGGGAGGAGGCAAGGCAGGAGGGACGGGAGGAGGCAAGGCAGGAGGGACGGGAGGAGGCAAGGCCGGUGGGACGGGAGGAAGCAAUGCAGGGGGGCCGGGAGGAGGCAAGGCCGGUGGGACGGGAGGAGGCAAUGCAGGGGGGACGGGAGGAGGCAAGGCCGGUGGGACGGGAGGAGGCAAGGCAGGGGGGACGGGAGCGAAGUCCUCAAAAGGGAAAGAAAAGGUUGACGAGGCUGGUGAUUCGGGGAAGAGCUUAACAGCUAAGCAACAAGCUGAAGGGAGUGCCAAGGCUAAGGGAACAUCAGGUCCAUCGGGUACAUGCACUGCACGUGCCAGCACAUGGGUGGAGUUUGGUUCGUGCAAGGAAGGAGCUGCUGUGGUUCGUUCCGGGAAUCAACUAAUGCGGAUGAAGGAUGGGGCUUCCAAGGCUGACCUCGCGGCACUGGAAGCACGAUUGUUGACCGCCAUCAACAAGAAAUUUGGCGGGGGUGGUGCUGUUAUCGCCAUGAUGACCGAUGCCAAUGCUGAGUCUGGUGGAAAUGAUGCUCCUGCUUCAUCGCUCACCAAUCCUGCCAAAUCAGCACCGGCAACAUCUGCUCCUGCCAGUCCGUUUGCGAUGGCGAAGGACGUGGUUACCAAAGGGGUCUCUGAUUUCGAGGUCAGUACCAAUGUCAACUAUAGAUAUUCCGCUUUCCAGAGACUCGCUCGCCCUCCCAUUCACACCAGCUCAAAUCUUUUCCCCCUUCACAUCUCUUCUUCCCCCCCCACCCCCCAUGCACCCCCCCAUUAUUCCCCUCAUAUCCCCAUUGAACUCUAUGCUCUCAUGCCCACCAGGGGCCUGUUGAACCUUGUUCACAAUUGA
Molecule: messenger RNA, 2040 nt
Organism: Closterium sp. Yama58-4
Lineage: Eukaryota; Viridiplantae; Streptophyta; Zygnematophyceae; Desmidiales; Closteriaceae
Source: the annotation of a GenBank genome assembly